This is a messenger RNA of Durusdinium trenchii, 1605 nucleotides long. NCBI's taxonomy places the organism in Eukaryota, Dinophyceae, Suessiales, Symbiodiniaceae. The record is from the annotation of a GenBank genome assembly.
AUGGCUGCAAGGGCUUGCUUGCACGGGGCACUUCACGACGACCAGUCUCUGACAGAUGGGGCAGGGCGCCUCACGAUGAGUGCGAUCGGGUCGGCAUGGUCGCGUGCAAUCACACAGGGCAGUACAUGGCAAAUCAUCAAGAGGACUGUGGCGCAAGAGCUGCCAGCAUUGAUUGACAUGAUCUGCGCAGCGCAAAACGCCACGCAACAGGUGGCCAAAGGAGAGGAUGAGGUCCAACUCAUCAAGAAGAUAUUGGCCGCUGUCAGCAGGUUCGACAGGCUACAUGGCAAACAGCCAUGCUGGCAAGAGAUCCAGGAGGAGGUCCUGAGGAGCCGUCCACGGUGCAAGGAAUCAGCGCCUAAUAUUUUCACCUUUGCCAUGAAAUUCAGCGGUGGUGAAGUGAUGGGCCACACUGAGAGCUUUGUGAGAGCCAACGGGCGCUCAUCCCGGGACUUGGGGCCGGAGUGCUGGGCGCAGCUGAGCCAGGAUGUCAAGAGUGGACCACAGCUCUGGUGGCGUCAUGCCUUGAUCAAGUAUGGGUACUGCUCUGACCGGGCUUUGUCAGCGACCGAUGCAAAGAAGGCCUUGACAAACAAGGAGACGUUGAAGAUGGCAGAAAAGGGCAAGAAAAUCGUGAACCAGUGGAAGUCCGUGGUACUUGACGUUGUUGACAAGGAGGCCGAGAAGGUGAGAGCGCUUGGGCGGCUCGAGUGCAUGAUUUGCGCAGUGGCGCUGGAUAAGAAGAACAGGAAAUUUCCCAAGAUGGAGGACGCAGCCUUGGAUGGGCUCGAGGAGUUCGGCAAGGAGGUUGGGAAGGUCUUGUGCGCCCCUUCGGCAUGGGUAGACGGAGCCAGUGACAGUGACAAAACCAAACCCAGCCCAAAGCCACGGGAACAGAUGCUCAUGCACCGCGAGUACGAUCAGCAUGGCGCGCUGAAGAACGAGAAGGCCGUCUUGGCGGCGAUGGGCUAUCAGAUUGGUGUGGUGAUUCAAAACAACGAAGUCAUUGGAGAGAUCAAAGAGGUGAAGGACAACGAAGUGACUUUGCUGCUUCGAAGUGAACCUGAAGGUGGGCAGGUGAAAGUGAAGACUCAGUCCUUGCUUCAAAACGAAUGGAAAAAGUAUGUGGAGCCGAAGGAACAGACACAGGUGGCAUGGGUUUCUGAUGCUCCCAUGGUCUCGGCCGAGUUUGGGAUCACGGUGCUGAAAGCCAAUGUUGUGCAGGCUAUGUACCAGCAGGCCAAGGACCUGAAAGGGUACGAGACUGUGCAGCUGUGGAAGGACCCCAAGGCAUUGACCGUCUCCAAGAGUUGGCCACCAAAAAAGCUUCAGUUUCCAUGUGCGACUGGAAAGAUCUUGGUGGUGGAACCCGACAAGGCCAGUGGUAUCACCAUUGGUGUGUACGGUCCAUACGAGGUGUGCAUCGUGCCACACACAAAGCUGGGCAGCUUCUGCAAUCCCAUGUGGAUGAUUCCGACCACGGAAGAAGAAGAGAAUGUGAACAUGGAGGCCGACGAAGAGCUCUACAUGUUGGCGGACAAGAAGAAGAAGGCUGUCGAGGUCGAGCCGAUCGACGCAGCGCCCAAAAAGAAAACGCGCAAGUAG